GAUUUACUCAUUUCUAAACCGGAAGUUCCAGAUAUAGAUCAACUACUUGCAUCAGAAAGCAUGGCUGGCGAAGAAGAGGAACAGACUAAAACGCUCCAACCCCACUUAUCAAAACAGGAUGUAAAAACUCUGAACAUCGACAGAUUGACCCCUCUCACAGCAGAGGUCAUCAGUAGACAGGCCACCAUUAACAUCGGCACCAUUGGUCAUGUAGCCCAUGGAAAAUCAACAGUAGUGAAGGCCAUAUCUGGGGUUCAGACUGUCAGAUUUAAAAACGAGUUGGUCAGGAACAUUACCAUUAAACUAGGAUACGCUAAUGCAAAGAUAUAUAAAUGCAACAAUGAUUCGUGUCCCCGUCCCGGUUGCUACAGAUCGUGUGGGAGUUCCAAGGAAGACAACUUCCCAUGUGACAGACCAGGAUGUUCUGGGCGAUUUCAGGUCCAACGACAUGUAUCGUUUGUGGACUGUCCCGGUCACGACAUUCUUAUGGCCACCAUGUUGAAUGGAGCUGCUGUCAUGGAUGCUGCAUUACUAUUAAUAGCUGGGAAUGAAUCAUGUCCCCAGCCCCAGACCUCUGAGCAUCUGGCAGCAGUGGAGAUCAUGAAACUGAAGCACAUCCUGAUCCUACAGAACAAGAUUGACCUGGUCAAGGAGAGCCAGGCCAAGGAGCAGUACGAGCAGAUCCUGGCCUUUGUCAAAGGAACCAUCGCAGAAGGAGCACCUAUUAUACCCAUCUCAGCUCAGCUAAAGUACAACAUAGAUGUCAUUUGUGAAUACAUUAUCAAAAAGAUCCCUGUGCCUCUCAGAGAUUUCACAUCAGAGCCCAGACUCAUUGUUAUAAGAUCUUUUGACGUCAACAAACCUGGAAGUGAGGUGGAUGACCUAAAAGGGGGCGUGGCUGGAGGAAGUAUUCUGAAGGGUGUACUAAAGGUUGGUCAAGAAAUUGAGGUAAGACCAGGUAUUGUGGCUAAAGACCAGGAUGGUAAAUGGGCGUGUAAACCCAUAAGGUCAAGGAUUCUGUCACUGCUGGCUGAACAGAACGAUUUACAGUAUGCUGUGCCUGGUGGACUAAUUGGAGUUGGCACAAAGAUUGACCCCAUGCUCUGCAGGGCUGACCGAAUGGUGGGACAGGUUCUAGGGGCAGUCAGUGCUCUACCGGACAUCUACACAGAAAUCACCAUCUCUUUCUUCUUACUCAGGAGACUCCUGGGAGUCAAGACAGAGGGGGACAAGAAGGGGGCUAAGGUCCAGAAAUUGUCAAAGAAUGAAGUGUUGAUGGUGAAUAUUGGCUCCUUAUCAACCGGAGGCCGCGUUAUUGCAGUAAAGGCUGAUUUAGCUAAAGUCGGACUAACUAAUCCUGUCUGUACAGAGAUUGGAGAAAAAAUAGCACUAAGUAGACGUGUAGAAAAACAUUGGAGAUUGAUUGGCUGGGGACAAAUUCGACAAGGGAUUAAAGUUAAUCCUAUUGGACAAGAUGACUGAUAAUCUGAUGCUAACAAUAAUUCUAUUACUUUGGACAACAAAAAGCAUUACAUGUAGCUUCAGGGAUGGCUUCACUUUGAUCCACUUUAUGUCCUCUGAAAUGACUUCAAAGCGAUUUGCGUAUGCCAUACUUCAGCUAAAAUUGACAGAAUCACAAUGUACUGCAUGGUGCAUUGUUAAGUUAUUUACUGGAACUCUUGAUAUAUCUGUUGUAAAAUACUGUAAAUGUAUUAAAAAUACAAAUGCAAUAA
Messenger RNA from Magallana angulata, 1733 nucleotides. Its product is annotated as eukaryotic translation initiation factor 2 subunit 3, Y-linked-like. Gene Ontology annotation, cellular component: eukaryotic translation initiation factor 2 complex; cytosol. Lineage: Eukaryota; Metazoa; Mollusca; Bivalvia; Ostreida; Ostreidae. Gene Ontology annotation, biological process: positive regulation of translational fidelity; formation of translation preinitiation complex. The record is from RefSeq and is a predicted model, not a curated record. Gene Ontology annotation, molecular function: tRNA binding; translation initiation factor activity; GTPase activity. The transcript is spliced from 13 exons. Bases 61 to 1482 code for a protein of 473 amino acids.